CAAGCUGAGCUCCAGGCCAAAGUGGAACAAGUGGCUGAGGGAUUGUUCGUGUGUGAUCUCGAAAGAAGGCGACGGGAGUGCAAAAUGGGAGGCCGAGGACGCGCCCACGUAGGAAUGAGACCGCAGGAGGUUUCUAGUUUCAAAUUGAGGAAGGGGCGCCCCCCUUGUUUGAAAAUAAAUAAGUGCGGGCUACGAGGGUGGCGCCGCAUCGCUUUCUUCGGCCGAAGGCGACACCUCGCGGAGACGGAGCAGAAAGCGGAGUCUCACCGCUGGGCCCCGAAGUGGGGCCACCCCCGCGAGAUAGUUAGCGAAUCCUCGGUACCGCGGGAGGGAUUGUGA
Microtus ochrogaster (prairie vole) is the source of this 339-nucleotide messenger RNA. It is a transcript of the gene Mycnos, whose product is annotated as MYCN opposite strand. The record is from RefSeq and is a predicted model, not a curated record. NCBI's taxonomy places the organism in Eukaryota, Metazoa, Chordata, Mammalia, Rodentia, Cricetidae.